Molecule: messenger RNA, 8113 nt
Organism: Anolis carolinensis (green anole)
Lineage: Eukaryota; Metazoa; Chordata; Lepidosauria; Squamata; Anolidae
Gene: rfx7
Product: regulatory factor X7
Exons: 9
Coding region: 276-4892 (1538 amino acids)
Biological process (GO): regulation of transcription by RNA polymerase II
Molecular function (GO): RNA polymerase II cis-regulatory region sequence-specific DNA binding; DNA-binding transcription factor activity, RNA polymerase II-specific
Source: RefSeq, a predicted model, not a curated record
CACGAGGCGCCCGCCAAUGGGCGCCCAGGGCUCGGCCAGGAGGGUCCCGCCUCCCGGGGGGCUCCUCCCCUUCCCCGACGCAGGCUCCUCCCCUUCCCCCGCAGAGGCUCCUCCCCCUCCUCCGGGGAUGCGCCCCUCACGGCAGCGGCGGCGGAGGCAGGCGCUCCAUCCGGGUGGCCAGGCGGCGAGGGCGCGGAGGGCGAGCGAUCCCGGGCCCGGGCGGGCCUAGCGGGGAGGCGGCCCUCCCUGGUUCCCUCCCUGCCUGCACGGCGAGGAUGAUGGCGGCGACGGCAGCCGAGGAGCCUCAGCAGCAAGCGCCAGCCCCAGCGCCAUCCCCGAGCGAGGGCCCCGUGGCUGCCGGGGGGCCUUCCCCUCCGUCGGGGGGCCUGCUCCCGGCCCUGGUGCCCGGCCUGCAGGGGACCGAGGCCAGCGCGCUGCAGCACAAGAUCAAGAGCUCCAUCUGCAAAACUGUACAAUCGAAAGUGGACUGCAUUUUGCAAGAAGUUGAGAAGUUUACAGAUUUACAGAAACUCUACCUCUACCUUCAACUGCCUUCUGGACCCAGCAAUGGGGAGAAAAGCGACCAGCUGUCGGUGUCGUCCAGCCGGGCCCAACAGGUGCAUGCCUUCUCCUGGAUCCGGAACACCUUGGAGGAGCACCCCGAGACCUCCCUCCCCAAACAGGAGGUCUACGAUGAGUACAAGAGCUAUUGCGACAAUCUUGGCUACCACCCAUUAAGUGCCGCCGAUUUUGGGAAGAUCAUGAAAAACGUCUUCCCCAACAUGAAGGCCCGUCGCCUGGGUACCCGAGGCAAAUCCAAGUAUUGCUACAGCGGACUCCGGAAGAAAGCCUUUGUGCAGAUGCCGACGCUUCCCAAUCUGGACUUUCAUAAAAUAGGAGAUGGGCUGGACGGAGCGGAGGCCUCUGGGCAGCUGCAGAGUGUGGACGAGGAGGUGGUGUCGGCGGCCUGCCAGCUGGUCUGCGAAUGGGCCCAGAAGGUGCUGAGCCAGCCCUUCGACACCGUCCUGGACCUCUCCCGCUUCCUGGUCAAGAGCCACUACAUCGGCACCAAGUCCAUGGCCGCCUUGACCGUGAUGGCGGGGGCCCCGGCAGGAAUCAAAGGGAUCCCUCCGGCAGCGUCCGCCUUCAUCCCGACGGCAGAGAGCCACGCCUUCCAGCCGCAGGUGAAGACCCUGCCUUCCCCCAUCGACGCCAAGCAGCAGCUCCAGCGCAAGAUCCAGAAGAAGCAGCAGGAGCAGAAGCUGCAGUCGCCUUUGCCGGGGGAGUCUCCCGGGGGGAAGAGGGCCGAGGGGCCGGGGCCCGCCAGCAACGGGGUCCCCAGCCUCUCCAACGGCAGCCCGGCCAUCCUGUCCCCGCAGCCCAUCGGGAUCGUGGUGGCCGCCGUCCCCAGUCCCAUCACGGUGCCCAGGACCCGCCAGCUGGUGACCUCCCCCAGCCCCGUGGGCUCCUCCGAGGGCAAGGUCCUCCCACUCAACGUCCAGGUGGUCACUCAGCACAUGCAGUCGGUCAAGCAGUCACCCAAGACCCCGCAGAAUGUGCCCGCCAGCCCCGUGGGCGACCGCUCAGCUCGCCACCGCUACCCGCAGAUUCUGCCCAAGCCGGCCGGCUCCGGGCCCCUCACCAUCCGCUCCCCGACCACCGUGCUUUUCACAAGCAGCCCCAUCAAGACCACCGUGGUCCCCGCCCAGCACAUGAAUGUGGUCAAGAUGACCGCCAUCUCCCUCGCCCCCACCAGCACCAGCGGCACAACGGUCAAGCACUCCGCCCCGGUGAUGAGUUCGGGAGUCACUGCUGCAGCCACCGCUACCGAAGAGCCGAGGCCUGUCCUGCAGAUAAAGAACGGGUCUGUGGUCUCCCUCCAGUCUCCGGGGUCCAGGGCCGGCGGCGGAAGCACAACUCCUUCUGCCUCUUCGGUAGAAGUCAAGAUGGAGCCGGAAGCAGCCUUGGAGGAGAGUGUGCUGCAGUGCCAGGAGAGCCCGGACGCUGCUGCCAAAGCCGUAAAAGGGGCCCUGAACGUGGCUGUCGGUGAUCAGCAGAGGAGGGAGGAAGAAGGGCCCUGGAAAGGCCAGGCUGAGGAGAGUCUCAGAGAAGCCAAAGGCCUCCAGGGCUAUGAUGUUCGAGCAGAGGAUUCUGGGAGAAGCAGCCUCAUAUUGCCCAGCGGACCACCGUCGGUCCAAAAAACACUCCCCUCCCUGCAGGUGACCCUGAACAUGUCCGGCCCUGGAGGCAGCGACAAACUCUAUGCGAAAAGCCCCAGGAAGAGGCUGCCCUCUGUCUUUGCGGACGCCCAGGGCCCUCCGGUCAAGAAGCCCUCAGUGGGGCAGGCCCCUGCUGCUGCUGCUGCUGUGAGUGCAGAAGCCCCCAAGAAAGCCCUGCCGCGGAUGGUGGCCCUGGCCAAGAGCGAUGUCCCGGCCACGCUGCUGCAGGUUCCCGGCAAGGUCAUGAUCAAGGUCCACUCGGCCUCCGCCAGCAACCUGGUGACCUGCCCGCUGGACGCCGACAUCCUCAUCAGCACCAGCGACGCUGCUCUCGGGCAGCAGCUCUCCACUUCCUCUCCGGAUGUCAAGGUCAAGCUGGAAGGCAACGUCUUCGUCCUGGAGAACGCCUCCAAGCCUGACGGGGGAUUUGCCCCCGAAGUGUGGCAGCACCUGGCAAAGGCCUCCACUUUUGCUCCUGUUAACCCUGAACAGCAGCAGAUGCAGACCCAGACCCAGCAACUGCCCCUGCUGCCCCUGCCGCCGCCCGAGGACGAGGAAGAAGACGAGGAGAUCAGCGUCAUGACGCUUGCGGGGCACUCCGUCUCGGACAACCUGCCCAAGUCUGUCUGGGAGCCAGUGCACUUUGAAGGGCUGCAGCCACAGCAAGCGCAGCAACAGUCUCAGCUGCAGCUGCAGCAGACGGAGGAGGAGGUGGCGGUGGCCAUGUAUGGGCAGCCGCUGCAAGGCCAGGGCCACGAUGCCGCCUCGCUCGAGCAGCUCCAGGCCCAGGCCGCCAGUCAGUUGUCCCUGCAGCCUCCGCCAGAGCUGAAGGAGUUUGAGGAUGCCGCCUCCCAGUCCAACGAGAACUACUUCUCCUUUGACGACGAUCUAACGCAGGACAGCAUCGUGGAGGAGCUGGUGCUGAUGGAAGAGCAGAUGUCCAUGGCUGGCUCCCACCUGUACGGCACCUCCUUGGGCAUGGCUCUGCAAAACCAAGGGGCCGCGGCACAGCCGGCAUCCAUGCCCUCCCACGUGGCGGGCAGCACCCACUUCUACCACCCCAUUCACAGCAGCAGCACCCCGGCGCACACCCCGACCCCCACGCCCACGCCCACCCCGACCCCCACGCCGACCUCGGAGCUCAUCACUGGCUCGCAGGGCAUCUCGCGAGAGAGCCCCUGCUCCCGGAUGGCCCCCACCACCCCCGUGGACAGUGCCCUGGGCAGCAGCCGGCACACGCCCAUCGGCACGCCCCACUCCAACUGCAGCAGCAGCGUGCCCCCCAGCCCCGUGGAGUGUCGCAACCCCUUUGCCUUCACACCCAUCAGCGCCAGCGUGGCCUAUCACGAUGCCAGCGUGGUCUCCAGCAGCCCCGUCAAGCCCAUGCAGCGGCCCAUGGCCACCCACCCAGACAAGACCCGCCUGGAGUGGCUGAACGCCGGCUACGGAGGGGGAUCUGUCUCCGGCCACGGCAUCCUGCCCAGCUACCAGGAGCUGGUGGAGGACCGCUUCCGGAAGCCCCACGCCUUUGCCGUCCCGGGCCAGACCUACCAGUCCCAGGUGCGGCACCAUGACACCCAUUUGGGCCGCCUGACCCCCGUGUCCCCCGUCAACAGCGGCAGCAACAAGCAAGAGGGCUUUGCCGUCCCCGCUCCCCUUGACGGCAAGGGCUCCUCCUCUUCCUCCUCCUCCCACAGCAGCAACUUCCGCUGCCGCAGCGUCAGCCCCGCCGUGCACCGCCAGCGCAACCUGAGCGGCAACACGGCCUGCCCGGUGACGGGGCUCUUGCGCUCGGGACUGACGCCCUCCACGCACUUCGGGAGCCCCGUCCCCCCAGAGGCCCUGCACGCCAGCCCUUUCGCCAGCCCCGCAGGAGACGCCAGCAGCGCUGCCGCCGCCAAGACCCUGGCCCAGCGCAGCCAGUCGGUCCCGCUCACGGUCAUGAUGCAGACGGCUCUCCUGCCGCCUCCACCACAGAAGCCGCAGCCCAGCGCCAAGAAGAUCACCAACGUCCUGCUGAGCAAGCUGGACCCGGACAGUGACGAUGCCGUGCGGGGCCUGGGCAUCAACAACCUGCCCUCCAACUACACGGCCCGCAUGAACCUGACGCAGAUUUUGGAAACGUCGGCCGCCUUCCCCGGCAGUCAGGGCUUGCUCAACCCCAGCCCGGCUGUGUUCGACUUUCAGCCGCCCAGUUACCUCAGCAAAGACGACGGCGUUGGCGUGGGAGACCCCGAUGCCCUGGCCUUCUCCUCUGGGGAGCCCCAAGCACAAGCUGCGCCCGGAAGCGAGGCCCAGAUCGACUUCAGCAGCACCGUGAAGGAGCUCCUGGAGGAGGACAGCCUCCAGCCCAGCCAGCAGCUGGUCAGCCAAGUGGCCUCGGACCUCGGGGGCCUUGGCGGUGUUGGCGGCGGACCCUCCGUCUUCUCCAGCGACAUCCGCUUGAGCUCCGACCUCUCCGGCAGCAUCAACGACCUGAACGCGCUGGACACCAACCUGCUCUUCGACCCGGGACCCCACCAGCAGGGCCAGGACGACGAGGCCACGCUGGAGGAGCUGAAGAACGACCCGCUCUUCCAGCAGAUUUGCAACGAGUCCAUCGGCUCCAUGACAUCGGCUGGGUUCGAGUGGAUGGAGAGCAAGGACCACCCGGCCGUGGAGAUGCUGGGCUGACCAGGGAGAGCCCCGCACAGGCGGGAAAGAGGGAUCUAUAAAACAUGUAUGUAGCACACUGUAUCUCAAAGGCAGGCGUAUUGUAUUUGUCUUAAUGGAAGUGCCUCCUGCAGCAGAAAACACUGACUAUGACUCCAUUGUGGCAUUUGGGGGGAAAGAAAAAAACAAAAACAUAACGUUGCUCUACCAGCUGCUUCAUUCUUCAGCAGGGAAUAGAUACGAUCCUCACCGUUUCUGAAGGAUACAGCUUGAUCCAGAGCCAGUAUUAGGUAUUAAGAAUUGAACUUACGGAAGAGCUUUUCUUAUUGUAGCAAAAAGGACGAGGGAGGAAAAAAAGAAGGAAGACGUGGACAGCGAGAGGACUGUCUCAGUUUAGCAAGCCUAAACUGCGCACGAAAGGGCACAGAGCCACUGACGCUGCGGUGGCUGGACGUGGGCGGGCCCUCUUCCGAACGGACGGAGGUCGGCUUCCUCCCAGUGUUUGUUGUUGAAGGGGAGAGUGCCGUCCACACUGAGGUGGGCACGGAGGCCUCUCGCUUGCGUUGGUGAACCUGUGAUGCAGGUAGAAAAGAAAUGAAAUGGAGAGAUCCCAGGAAGCGCACAUGGACACGUGAUAGUGGGGCCAGGCACAAGGAGAGGCUCCCGAGAGGUUUCUGGGGUCCCGCUGUGGCCGCUGCUUUGGCGCUUCAGGGAUCCUGUUGGGAAGGCUUUGUGCUCCGCCGUGGCUCCGUUGUGCGGUAGAGGUGGCGGAGCUCCCUGAGACACCAAUACAUUUUGAAACUCACAACCAACCAAGGGCUAGCAAAGGGGAGGGAGGCAGUCGGGGCAGGAGGAGGAGCGGCAGGCAGGUGGGGCGCCACGGAGGAACCCCUCGGCCUCCUUGGGCGGUGCCUGCCUCCGCCCGCUCAUCUUAGGAGCAUUUCCCGUUGUUCUUGACUUUUAAAGGUUGCUUUUCUAUCUCAGAUUGGAGAGAAAGAGUUCCAUGCCCUGGGGCUUUCCGUGCCCUGUGUGCGUUACGCUCCGCCGCAUGACCAUCCCUGAAGCGAUUGCGGGAGUGGAGGGAUGCCUGGUUUUUCAAUGACUGGUCAGAGUCAGAUUGAGGGGGAGACAGGGCCGAGGUUUUCCCUGACCCUCUGCUCUUGUGAGUGUUUGGGGCAGAAGUGCAGCGGGUAGUGCUUUGCCCUAGAGCCAGCUUUCCCUCCCUACGACUCCUCCUCCUCCUCCUGGGGACUCAACCUGCAGGCUGCUCUGGCCCUGCCCGUGCCUCCUUUUGCCGUCUCCUGCCCAUUGCCAGGGGGCUUGUGCCCUUGGCUGCCUUCGGAAAGAAUAGCACAGGGAAGAAGCCGCAGACUCAAGGUCAACCACCCAGAGCCUUAAUGUGUGCAGAAGGGUCGAUGUGCCGGGGUCUUCUUGGCCCUCCAACGCCCACCUCUCUCUAGCGGGCAGCCCCUUGGCCAUAUUGCUGUAGCCUUUGGCCGCUGCAAAGGCAGGAGAGCCAGCGCAGAGAGCAGGGAGGGGCUCAUUAAGGGCUGCCGGGCUGCCCUUUGUAACGCUCUUGGUGCCAUGGUCGCCAGUGGGCCGCCCAGCAGGAGAGUCCCAGGAAACGGAAGAAACAGUGAAAGGGUUUCCUGCCAGGUUCUCCCACUUCCUUCCAUUUACGGUGCUAGAAUCCCAUCACCCCGGCCCUGGGCCUUGAGCGCUUUAUAAGGAUGCUGGCGGAGGAGCCUCUUCCUCCGGGAGCCCUAGAGAGCAAACCUGGGGAGAGCCCUUGGGUUUGGGGCAGCCGAGAGUGAGUGAGUGAGUGGGAGACAGCUGAGGCUCAUCCUCUCACUUGAGAGCGUGGCCGGCCUUGUCCGGGGCCUCAUUUGGUCAGUUGCAAAAGCCGAAGCCUCUUUCCAAACACAGCCUUAGCCCUGGGGGCAGAAGAGACUCUCCUUUGAGACUAGCAACAUGUGUGGGUGUGGGAAGCAGAGGCACCUUCUUCCCUGGGAAUCUCCUGGUGCUUUUUUUUGGGGGGGGGGGGGUCUCUUGGGGCCUUCCCAGCAGGAUCCCAGUGCUCCCAGCUCUUCCUUGUGUAUGCAAUGCUUUGCAGGCCGUGCUGGGCCUCAGGAGGGGCAGAACCCACUUCCCGGGCCUUGGCUGUGACCACCCACCCAUGGGACUCCCCCACCCCUACCCCCCCCCCAGUUUACAUCCUUGGCUUCCUUUGUGGGUGGGGAGUUGGGCUCAUUUGGGGGGAAGAGAGCACCCCGGCCUUUUGCACUGUGCUCCUGUUGCGACUGUCGGACCGAAAGGCCACCCCUCCGAGGGGGGAAAGACAUUUCAAAAAGAAAGGAAAAGAGGACGUUUCCGAAACGUGUUUUGUUCUUAAGACGACGAGAAAAAGGCGAGCGCGCCGGCCUUGCCUUAUGUAGCAACGUGCAUUUAUCUCAAUGAGAUGGUUCUAUUUCUUGUUCUCUUACCUGAGAAUAUUACAGCAGGAAAAAAAGGUGUUUUGUUUGCCUCACCGUGUGACCCCGACCCCUCCUUGACCUGCAUGGGCCCCUCCUCGGACCCCUGACCACCUUGUACAGUGCUGCGUAGGCCCCUCUUCCUCUCCUUCCCUUCUUCCUCUUUCCUCCUUUUCCUUUCUCCUUUGUUUCCGGCCCUGGUUCUGUGCGGGUUGGACCGUGAAAGCAGAGCCAAAGCACUGAGUUCGUUACAUCUUUAUUUCAGAAAAGCCAACAAGUGUUUACGACUUCUGCUUUGUUAAUUGUUCGACGCGUUCCGAUUCUCGGAUUGAUUUCCUCUCUCUCUUGUGUCGGGAGAGCGAAAAAGGAAACACGGCUUUUGUUUUUCAGGAGAAUCCGCCAAGUAAACAAAUUUGCAAAUCCUUGCAAUAAGCACUGACUUUUGAACUGGACAAAAAAAGAAAGAGGAAGGAAACCGUUUCCCGUGUGAUGAUGAUGAUGAUAAUGAUGAUGAUGAUGCACCUGACGUUCCGAUGAAGUCUUGUACUACUACUCUGAGGAAAGGAGGACCGCCCCUUUAAAAGAAGCCCCGCCCCCUCCCCCCCACCGAUGCACAGUCCGACUCUCCCCGUGUUAUGUUGUCUGUUGUACUGCUGAAAUGACAGUCGUGGGGUAUUGCAGUAGCAUUUCAGUUGGUUUUUUUUAUUGAAAGUGCGCAAACUUUUUUUUAAUGUUUUCAGAAACAAUUAAAAAAAAACAUUUUAUAUUAAA